Prionailurus viverrinus (fishing cat) is the source of this 676-nucleotide messenger RNA. Its product is annotated as zinc finger protein 426-like. Gene Ontology annotation, biological process: regulation of DNA-templated transcription. The record is from RefSeq and is a predicted model, not a curated record. The annotation marks the transcript as partial. The transcript is spliced from 7 exons. NCBI's taxonomy places the organism in Eukaryota, Metazoa, Chordata, Mammalia, Carnivora, Felidae.
UGUGCACAUGCUACAAAAGUAAACACAUUUGUGGGCUUAUUCAGCUCAAAGGCCCCAUUUUGAGACCUCUAGGAUAGGUAGACUUCACCGUCACUCUCCCAGGAUGGCAACCAUUGACUUGACCCAUGAUCUUCUUACUAGGAAUCCUUUCUCCCAUCCUGAGGAAAACACAGAGGUAGAAGGGAUGGUGGCUGUCAGGCCGAAAAAUUAUAAUCAGAUUGCAGUGACCUUUGACGACGCAGUGACCUUUGACGACGUGGCAUUGGACUUCACCCAGGAGGAGUGGAUAUUACUGGACCUUGCUCAGAGAAACCUAUACAGAAACGUGAUGCUGGAGAACUACCAGAACCUGGUCACAGUAGGAUAUCAACAGUCAAAACCCAGCCUAGUAGCUAGGUUGGAACAAGAAGAGUUGAGGACAGUGGAGAAAGGAGUUUUCCCAGAAUGGCAAACUCAACAUCAAAGCAAAGAGUCACCAUCUCUCCAGGAUUUGGGGGAAGGAAGAACAGCCAGAGAAAUUCAAAAAGAAAGGACCCACCAGGGAGCAGAGCUCUCCGAGUAUGAGCAAAGUGGGAAAAUCUUAAGCCAACACUUACUCCUUAAGACACACAUGAGAAUGGAAAAUAGAGAGAACACUUUUGAGCAUACUCAGUAUGCCAACAGCUUCCGUCCUCUG